Molecule: messenger RNA, 2726 nt
Organism: Triticum aestivum (bread wheat)
Lineage: Eukaryota; Viridiplantae; Streptophyta; Magnoliopsida; Poales; Poaceae
Exons: 8
Coding region: 1-2568 (855 amino acids)
Molecular function (GO): DNA binding
Source: RefSeq, a predicted model, not a curated record
AUGGCGGAGCUGAUUGCCAAAGUCCUAUCUAUGAGGCUAGCCGCGAUCAUUCCUCAGAUCAUAUCCCCUGCGCAAUCGGCUUUCCAAAAAGGAAAAUGUAUUCAUGAUAGUUAUCUAUACGUGCAAGGAUGCGUAAAAUCUCUUCACGGAAGAAACAAGCCUGCUCUGCUCUUCAAAUUAGACAUAGAAAAAGCGUUCGACUCCAUAUCUUGGGAUUAUCUUCUAGAACUGCUUCAACGUCUAGGCUUCCCCGCUAGAUGGAGAAACUGGAUCUCCAUUCUCCUCUCCACGGUGACAUCCUCCUGUUUGUUAAAUGGUGAUGCGGGGCAGGCCAUUUGCCACUUGCAGGGCCUGAGGCAAGGCGAUCCACUCUCCCCUCUACUGUUCAUCAUCGCCAUCGACCCCCUCUACCGCCUCCUCGACGCUUCUGUAAAUCUUGGCAUCUUCUCUCCCCUGCCAGGAAGAGGUGCCAGCAUGAGGAUUAGCCUCUAUGCCGACGACGCUGUGAUCUUUGCCAACCCGAUCAGAGAGGAGGUAGACUCGCUGCUGCAUCUGCUCAAUCUUUUCGGGGACGUCUCUGGUCUUCGCCUAAACCAAAGCAAAUCCUCGGUGGCCCUGAUUAGGUGCAACAGUAUAGACAUCACUGACGUGCUGCAUAGUUUCGGCGGCACCAUUGUGGGAUUCCCAAUGACUUACCUAGGCCUCCCGGUUUCCACUAGUAGAAUUCGUUUAGUGCACCUUCAUUUCCUCCUUGAUAGAAUUAGGGCUCGCCUCACGGGAUGGAAGGGUAGGCUUAUGAAUCUUGCUGGUCGUAGAAUCCUCGUCCGUAGCGUGCUGUCAGCGCUUCCAACAUUUGCGAUGACGGUGCUGCGGCUCCCAAAAAAGCUUCUGAAGGAUAUUGACAAGGCCAGGCGGCGAUUCCUCUGGGCGUGUGACGAACAAUUGUCAGGUUAUGCUAUAUUGGUUUCCGGAUUAUUGGAGGCUGGUUCUAGAAUUUCUUUUAGGAGGAUUCUUGAGCUGAUUAUUACUUGCAACGUCUGCCCUGACCAGUCUGAUGGAGCUCCCUUCAUAAAAGAAGCUUUGGAAGGACAUUCUGCAUUCGUGCUAGGCAGCGGUUUUGAUAGGAUGGACGAACUGUCAGGUCUUGGAUGUUUUGAGUUCUUCGUGAUCAUACUUCCUAAUUUCUUGAAAAAACUGAGGCUUCCUGACAAGUUCGUGGCGGUGCUCGACGGCUGUGAGCCCCGGGAAGUGAAGCUACGGGAGGCCAGUUGCCGGCAUCGCUCGUGGGACGUCGAAGUAGUGUUCGACGCCGACCGCCACAUGUACCUGAAGCGCGGCUGGGAGCAGUUCGCCCGGGCUCAUGAUCUACGGCUCGGGCACUUCCUCGUCUUAAGCUAUGACGACCGCCGCCACGCCAUGCUCACCGUGAAGGUGUUCGAUGGAAGCAUGUGUCGCAGGCACUACCAACAUGGCGAUGUUGCCAAGAAUCCAUCUGCAGAUGAGUCUGUGCAGUUGAAUGAUCUUCAGAUGCCCUCGAAGGACUAUUUCUUAUCAGGGAAAUGUGAUCUUGCAGUAUCACAGAAGGCAAAAAUACAUGAAUUAGUCAAUGAAAUUCAACCUAAAAUUCCAGUGUUCAUUGUACUGAUAAAGAAGAGCAAUGUAGACCAGCGGGGUACUCUGGGGAUAUCUAAGGAUUAUGCUCUCAAAUACUUUCCAUGUGAAGAUACAAAUAUCAUUCUCCAGUUGCCUAGGAAAAACAAGGCUUGGAAAUGCAGAUUGCAUAUCAGGCCAUCCGGCAUGUCUAAUCCAGGUCGGCGCAGCCUUAAUUGGGGCCCCUUUGCCCGUGACAAUGAUGUGAGGGAGGGUGAUAUCUUCCUCUUUCAACCAAUGACAAAUGUGAAGCAGAGAAGAUUCCUAGUGACAGUACAUCUACUUCACAAUGCGACCCUUGAUCAUUCUGCUUGUGGAAGAGCCGACGUUGGCUCAAAUCGUGGAAGUACAAGUGCCAAGAAGAUGGGCGGUGUGAAGGAGGAACCACCCACCGAUGGUGAAGAGUACUCUUCAGAACAAGAAGAGCAUGAAGUCUCUGGGGAUUCCGAGGGAGCUUCUGAGCCUCUCUUCAUCCUGGCUGACAGAGCUUCUCUAUCACCAGAACAGAACAUGAAAUGUCUGGAGAAAGUUGAGGAGAUUAAGUUCAAACCGCCCUUUUAUGUUGCUAUCAUGAGCAAAAGCAGUGUGUGUCAGCGUGGCAGCCGAUGUUCUGCGAAGCUACACUUUGGCUCUCAGUAUGCGGCCACAUAUCUAGUUCAGAAGUUUGCUGCUAGCCUUCAUCAUGGAGAGAAUAGUUCAAUCAGUUUGGUGCUUCAGCGGGAGGGUAAGAGCAGAUCAUGGCCUACCAAGCUGCAAUGUAAGUAUCGCACGCGAGGCACGAGCAAUAAGAUGACCUAUCUCAAUGGAUGGCCGUCUUUUGCCCGCGACAACCACCUGCGGGAGGGAGAUAUCUGUCUCUUCAAGCUGAUGGAUAAUGAGGAGCAGCUGAGGAUGAUGGUCUACAUCGUACGCCGCUAGAAAUGUUAAGCAUGUCUUGCAUGCUGCUGCUGCAAUGAUCUUGAACUCUGGGAGUGGAAAACUAUGUGUGGCUUAUAUCCAAAUGACGGGCUCGUACGUACAACAAGAAACUUCUCUGCUUAUCUAUAUCAUUAGACAUAAUCUUAGUGUUUUCUUAC